Molecule: messenger RNA, 2148 nt
Organism: Neltuma alba
Lineage: Eukaryota; Viridiplantae; Streptophyta; Magnoliopsida; Fabales; Fabaceae
Exons: 7
Coding region: 1-2148 (715 amino acids)
Cellular component (GO): membrane
Molecular function (GO): protein binding
Source: RefSeq, a predicted model, not a curated record
AUGGAGCAGGAGAGCAACAAGAAGAUCCUAUUCUCAUGCGCCAUGAAAGGGGGAUGGGGCAAGGUCAUUGAAAUGUACAAGCAUGAUGCGACGCUUCACAAUGCCAGAAUCACUCGCACUGGACAAACUGCUCUGCACAUUGCUGUCUCUGAUGGGAAGGAGGACGUGGUGAAUAAGAUGGUCCACGCCAUGUCCCUGACACAACCUAAUAAAGGGGAGCUUAUAAAGGCCCUGCGAACUCCUAAUAAUAGAAAAAUCACUGCUUUGCAUGUAGCAGCUGUCAUGGGCAAUGCCAGAAUGUGUCACAUCAUUGCUAGCGUGGAGCCUACCUUAGUGGAUGAUCGUAAUGCUGAGGGCGAGACGCCUCUCUUCUUGGCAGCUCUCCAUGGCAGAACACAAGCUUUUCUUUGCCUUCAUUGCAUCCGAAACCCUGCCAUCACUACUCCUCCCUUCUGCGGUACCUGUAGACGGUACGAUGGUGACACCAUCCUUCACGCUGCAAUCAACGGUGACUUCUUUGAUCUUGCGUUUCAAAUAGUUCAUCUAUAUAAAGAGCUUACGAAUUGGGUGAAUGAGGAAGGAUUGUCUCCUCUGCAUUUGCUAGCAUCAAAGCCUACUGCUUUCAGAAGCGGAAGCCGCCUUGGACGGAUUGAAACCAUCAUUUAUCACUGUAUAUAUGUUGAGAAGCUCAAGACCAUAGAAAAUGUAGGAGAUGAAUAUCGGAAGGCAGUCGAGGACAGUGAUAGCCAUGUUUGUCCUGACAACUACAAAACACUGUGGGAUGCUUGCAGGCUAAUAAAAAACUCGGUCACCGUUGUAUUGGCCCACCAUGUAGAAGCAGAUGCGGAAGAUCCCGGAGUACUGGGAGGAUCACCAGUGGUCAACGAACGUCAGGAAAAUCCGUUAUUUCCUGAUAAUUACGAAACUGGUCUCCAUUGGAUCAAGUUCUUUUACCUGAUAAUUUUGACAAUUUUCGGGAAAGGAUCUGAGGGAUUGAUGGCGAUAUAUCGAAAAAAGCAGACCCAUACAUGGUCUGUUCAGAUAGUCGAACAACUUCUUCACUACGCUUCCUUGUAUGUGUACGAGGAUGAUGGGAGAAAACCCCAAGUAGACGAAGGCUAUAAUAGGAAUUCGUUAGAGGAUGACACCACUGCAGCAUCAAUCAAACCUAGGAGCACCGAGAACAAAGGUAAUGAUGAGCAGAAUCCUAAAAGGAGGACAACGGAGACUCCUAUAUUACUGGCUGCAGCAAAGAGUGGCGUGAUGGAAAUGAUAGAGAAAAUUGUGGAGCUCUUUCCAUUGGCCAUUCACGAUGUGAAUGAAGAUAAGAAGAACAUAGUGUUAUUAGCAGUAGAACACAGGCAACGUCAGGUGUAUGAGUUCUUGCUGAAGAAGAAUAUUUACAAAGAGAGCCUGUUCUAUCAGGUGGAUGAGGAUGGAAACAGUGUGUUGCACUUGGCAGCCACACUCGGUGACAGCAGGCCUUGGGUCAUUAGUGGGGAAGCUCUUCAAAUGCAAUUGGAGUACAAGUGGUACGAGUUUGUGAAAAAGUCACUGCCGGCUGGUUUUACACGUCUCUACAAUAAUAGAAACGAAACUCCAGAUGAAGUCUUCAACAGAACUCACGGUGACCUCGUCAAAAGCGGUGGCGAGUGGCUAAGGAAAACCUCAGAAUCAUGCUCAUUUGUGGCCACAAUAAUUGUUACAGUAGCCUUCGCCACAGCAACCACCGUGCCCGGUGGCGUCGCUCAAGAUUCCGGCUAUCCAACGCUGGAAAAUGAGACAGCAUUCAAUGUGUUCGCGGCUUCAUCACUGGUAGCCCUGUGCUGCUCCGUCAUGGCGGUGGUGACAUUCCUAUCAUUACUUACUUCUCGAUUUCAAGAGCAAGACUUUUACAGAGACCUGCCCAUGCAGUUACUGACGGGUGUGACGUUGCUGCUCAUGUCGAUUGUUUCCAUGUUGGUGUCAUUCUGUGCUGGACAUUUCUUCGUGCUCAAGCAUCAACUUCACAAUGCUGCCUUUACUCUGUAUGCCGUGAUUUCCCUCCUUGUCAUCUUUUAUGUCUUGUCGAAGUUUCCGCUCCACUUUGAUUUUUUAAGGUUUACCUUUGUUCCUGUUCCACAACGUACCAAAAGGGCCACCAACUAA